AUGCAGUUUAAUCAAUUAAUAAUAUUUAUAAGUUGUUUUAUAACUUUAAUAACAGCAUUUUCAAAUACUGCUCCAUUAUUAAUAGAUACAAAAUAUGAUAUAAGUAAAAUAAUACCAUCAACUAAUCAUAUUAUACAUAAUCGUAAAAUAGAUCAAAAUUUACCAAUGAUUUAUGCAACUAACAACUUUAAAGAUGAAGUAAAUUUCAAUCGUAAUAAUAAAAUAGAUAAAACUGAUGAUAUUGUAUAUUAUCAAGUUUCAUUAAAUGAUUGGAAUAAUAUUGAAGAUAAAUCAUUUAUAGAACUUAAUGACUAUUUAUAUAUGAAAAAUGUAUUUUAUAAAGAUGAGUCACAUGUUAAUAUGAUACAAUUUAGAAUAAUUAACGUUGAACCAGAACAAUUAGAUAGUGAAUCAUUGAGUCAAGUAAUUUCUACAAUCAAAAACAAAAACUCAUUUCCAAAAGAUUUUAUUAUACAAGUUAUCCCAGAUUUUAUUACAACUGAAUCAUCACAUGAUAAUAAAAUAGAAGAAGUUGAAGAAAAAAUUAUAAAUUUAUUCAAUAAUGACGAAGUGGUUGUUAAAAAAGAUGAAGAAGAUGUAGAAGAUAUUAAAGUUCAACAAGAAAUAGAAUCAGAUUUUGCAGAAGCUAAUCGAUUAGCAGAACAAGAAGAUCAAUUAGUCUCAAUAAUGGAAGGUGGUGAUUUAUCAGAUGAUGCACCACAAAACUCAACCACAUAUAAACAUGAUAAUUUAUUUACUAAUUAUCAAUUUUUUACAAGUGGUAUUUGGUCAGGAUUAAUUGUUUCUGGAUUUUUAUUAGCUAUAUUAUAUGGUGCUUUAAGUUGGCUUACUACUUUAGAAAUCACUUAUGCAUCUUUUGAAAAACCAGUUGAUUUUGAUAAAAAAAAUGAAUAG
Molecule: messenger RNA, 915 nt
Organism: Lodderomyces jiufengensis
Lineage: Eukaryota; Fungi; Ascomycota; Pichiomycetes; Serinales; Debaryomycetaceae
Gene: ABG1
Product: Abg1p
Exons: 1
Coding region: 1-915 (304 amino acids)
Biological process (GO): (1->6)-beta-D-glucan biosynthetic process; fungal-type cell wall biogenesis
Cellular component (GO): endoplasmic reticulum membrane
Source: RefSeq, a predicted model, not a curated record